AUGAUCGUUUUGAGAAGCUCCGAUGGAGAGACCUUUGAGGUCGAUAAGGCGGUGGCGCUGGAAUCACAGACCAUUAAGCAUAUGAUAGAGGACAACUGCGCUGACACCAGCAUCCCUCUUCCCAACAUUACUAGCAAGAUCUUAGCCCUGGUCAUUGAAUACUGCAAGCGCCAUUUGGAGGUUGCUAAAGUUGAGGAUAAGAUUGCUGAAGAGGAUCUCAAGACUUUUGAUGCUGAAUUCGUUAAAGUUGAUCAGAGCACCCUUUUCAAUCUCAUUCUAGCUGUCAACUAUUUGAACAUCAAGAGCUUGAUGGAUCUGACAUGUCAGACAGUAGCAGAGAUGAUCAAGGGAAAGACGCCUGAAGAGAUACGAAAGACAUUCAACAUCAAGAAUGACUUCACUCCUGAAGAAGAGGAAGAAGUCCGGAGGGAGAAUGCCUGGGCAUUCGAGUGA
This is a messenger RNA of Solanum lycopersicum (tomato), 453 nucleotides long. RefSeq names its product SKP1-like protein 1B. Lineage: Eukaryota; Viridiplantae; Streptophyta; Magnoliopsida; Solanales; Solanaceae. The record is from RefSeq and is a predicted model, not a curated record. Gene Ontology annotation, molecular function: cullin family protein binding. Gene Ontology annotation, cellular component: nucleus; cytoplasm. Gene Ontology annotation, biological process: SCF-dependent proteasomal ubiquitin-dependent protein catabolic process.